AUGGCUAGCAAAGAACGCGAAAUUGACUCAUACACGUACUUGAGAGGUUUCGGAAACCAUUUCACUUCAGAAGCUUUACCUGGCGCACUUCCACAGGGACAAAACUCACCACAGAAAUGUCCUUACGGACUCUACGCUGAACAACUUUCAGGCACAGCUUUUACUGUCGAAAGAAAGCAUAAUCAGUUCAGUUGGUUAUACCGUAUUCGACCAUCAGUAUGCCAUGAACCUUUUACAAAAAUAACCGAACCAACGAAUCUUCGCGGAUCCUUUUCAAUAAACGAUACUGAAUUCAUUCCAAAUCAACUUCGAUGGAAUCCAUUUCCCUUACCAAUUGAUUCUGAGUCUUUAAAUUUUGUGUUUGGUUUGAGUACGCUUGCAGGAGCUGGGGACCCAACCUUGAAAAAUGGACUCGCGAUUCACAUUUAUCGCGCAAAUAAAAAUAUGGAGAACAUGGCAUUCUAUAAUUCUGACGGGGAUUUCUUAAUUGUUCCUCAACACGGUCGUCUUGAUAUUUUUACCGAAUUCGGUCGUAUGCUCGUAUCCCCUAAUGAAAUUGCUGUAAUUCCUCGUGGUAUUAGAUAUUCUGUAUCAUUGCCAGAUGGUCCAAGUCGUGGUUAUAUUUUAGAAGUAUAUGGCCAUCAUUUUGAAUUGCCGAAUCUCGGGCCGAUUGGAGCAAAUGGUCUUGCUAACGCGCGUGACUUUUUGACUCCAACUGCGGCAUAUGAGGAAAAGGAAGGAAACUGGUCAAUUGUGAAUAAAUAUGUGGGACAAUUGUUUAUAGCAAAGCAGGAUCAUUCACCUUUCAACGUGGUAGCAUGGCAUGGUAAUUACGUGCCUUACAAGUAUGAUCUUGCGAAUUUCGCUGUCAUCAACUCGGUUUCAUUUGAUCAUGUGGACCCGUCGAUCUUUACUGUUCUCACUUCAAAAUCAGCAUUCCCUGGCACAGCAAUUGCUGAUUUUGCUAUCUUUCCGCCUCGUUGGGCGGUUCAAGAACACACAUUCAGACCUCCAUAUUUCCAUCGUAAUACGAUGUCGGAAUUUAUGGGAUUGAUUCUUGGAUCGUAUGAAGGCAAGGCAGAAGGAUUUUUACCGGGUGGUGGAAGUUUGCAUAGCCACAUGGCUCCACAUGGUCCGGAUGCAACAACUUAUGAAAAGGCAUCAAACGAAGAACUGAAACCUGUUCGCGUUGCAGACGGAACCAUGGCUUUCAUGUUCGAGUCUUCUUUGAUGCUCGGUGUUACACCAUGGGGUCUAUCUAAACAAGUGCAUGUUCAACCUAAUUAUUGGAAAGCAUGGCAAGGUAUAAAAAGUAACUUUGUCCAUGAUUCGAAACAAAGCUAA
This is a messenger RNA of Ambispora gerdemannii, 1344 nucleotides long. The record is from the annotation of a GenBank genome assembly. Lineage: Eukaryota; Fungi; Glomeromycota; Glomeromycetes; Archaeosporales; Ambisporaceae.